This is a messenger RNA of Procambarus clarkii (red swamp crayfish), 459 nucleotides long. The record is from RefSeq and is a predicted model, not a curated record. NCBI's taxonomy places the organism in Eukaryota, Metazoa, Arthropoda, Malacostraca, Decapoda, Cambaridae.
AUGAAGCUUCCAGACCCACGUGUUAUGAAGCCUCCAUACCCACGUUUUAUGAAGCCUCCAGAACCACGUGUUAUGAAGCCUCCACACCCAUGUGUGACGAAGCCUCUAGACCCAUGUGUGAUGAAGCCUCCAGACCCAUGUGUGAUGAAGCCUCCAGACCCAUGUGUGAUGAAGCAUCCAGACCUACGUGUUAUGAAGCCUCCAGACCCAUGUGUUAUGAAGCCUCCAGACCCAUGUAGUAUGAAGCCUUCAGACCCAUGUGUUAUGAAGCCUCCAGAUCCAUGUGUGAUGAAGCCUCCAGACCUACGUGUUAUGAAGCCUCCAGACCCAUGUGUUAUGAAGCCUCCAGACCCACGUGUUAUGAAGCCUCCAGACCCACGUGUUAUAAAGCCUCCAGACCCACGUGUUAUGAAGCCUCCAGACCCACGUGUUAUAAAGCCUCCAGACCCACACGCUUGA